Microplitis mediator is the source of this 7016-nucleotide messenger RNA. It is a transcript of the gene lig, whose product is annotated as protein lingerer. NCBI's taxonomy places the organism in Eukaryota, Metazoa, Arthropoda, Insecta, Hymenoptera, Braconidae. Bases 259 to 3642 code for a protein of 1127 amino acids. The record is from RefSeq and is a predicted model, not a curated record. Gene Ontology annotation, molecular function: protein binding. Gene Ontology annotation, cellular component: nucleus; cytoplasm. The transcript is spliced from 10 exons.
CAUUUACAAAGGUAUAGUUGGUAAAAAAAGGCGUAAUGAUUUGUGCGUGUACUUUACUGUAAGGGCAUCGUUGUUGCAUUAUAUAUAUCGUAGGUGUAGAGGAUAACGCAAAGCGUCUCAUUCCGACGUUUUGGUAGGGGAUAAAGACUUAGGUCACGUGAUUGAGCUGCGUUUGAGCGCACUAACCAGAUUGUAAAUAGCACGUGUAUAUAGGAGUAAUAGGCAGAGGCGAUAGAUAAGUGGAUUUUGUAGCUCGCUAUGAGUUCAGGCAAUAAAUCGUUGGUGUCCUCCGGUGGGAGAGGAACCAACAAAAGUAAGUCUCAACAUCAUGGCAAAUCAGAUCAGCAUCAUUCUAAGACUACAGAUACGGCUAGACAUGAAAAAGGACAAUCUAACAAAGACCAGGCGAAACAUGCACAAAUAAUUGAUACUCGACCAGGUGGAAUUGAAGAUCCAGGUUUGAAGGAUCAGAUAAAGCAAAUCAUGGAGGUGACUCGUAAAUCAGAGGACGAGGUUAUCAUGGCCCUUCAUGACAGCGAUUGGGAUUUCAAUCGUGCUGUGAAUGACCUUCUCGAGGGCGUUUCUUCCGAGUGGGAGGUGAAAAAGAAGAAACCUCGUCAGCCAAGUGGUUCCAAGCAGGGCGCUGACCAGUCCGGCGAUCAUGAUGAAAGUGGAGGUGGUGAUUGGGAAGAAAGGCGUCAUCAGCGAGGUGGUGGUCCUCCUCGUCUUCGGGGUCGGGCUAAUCAUGAUAAUCGCGGUUUAAUUUCAGGGCGUGGUCGAGAAAAUAAGGAAAACGAGAGGAACAUGGAGGACAACGUACGCGAGGGUGCUUUCGGUGGUGGCCGACGUGGCCGAGGAGGACCAGGUAGAUCCGGUCGCGGUGGAAGAGGUGGUGGCCGAGGUCUUGGCCCACGUACUUUUGCCAAUCGCGGUGACUCUUCCUCUGGUGCCCAUAGUUUCAACCGCCCUAUCGACACCUGGACUGGCAGCGAAGAACAGCAGCAGAGCAAUCAAGAAGCUAAAAUAGCAAGUGAUCCCUGGAACAACUUGGAACCAUCGGAGGACUGGGAAAAUGAAGAGUACACUGGCUCUUUGGCUGACACCAAGGUUUUUACACCCAGCACAUCAAUGAACGAUCAAGUGACAAUGGAAGAAUCUAAUAUUACGUCGGAGACAGUUGUACAAUCAAACGUUCAAUCUGGUAAUCUUGGUGGACUGCCUCAAGAAGAUUUAUCUAAAUUAACUGAAGUUCAGGUAAUGCAGUCGCAGCAAUCAUCAAUGAUUCAAUCACAGUCUUCGCAAUCUCAACAGUCUCAACAGGCGCUUGGUAUGCCAACGCAGAUGCAACUGUCACAGCAGUCUAAUACAUUAACUGCUGCUCAGAGUCAAUAUCUCACUCAAUUAACUCAGCAGACCAGCGAAAAUUAUAAGACGGCAAACCAGUCCGCUUUCUCAUCCAUGGCUAUUUCUGGACAAACUCAGAGGCAAACCAAACAACGCCCGCGGGUUCCACCACCAUCGAAAAUUCCUUCAAGUGCCGUAGAGAUGCCAGCUGAUACUGUCAACAGCAACAUAGGCUUUCUAGAUGUACAAUUCGGUGCUAUGGAGUUUGGUAACGACACCACCACUAUCGAUGCUACAGCCAAUGAUAAAUACAACUCAUCAUCUGCAAAUAUUUCCGGUAUCGAUGUAUCUUCCAAUGUGGCUGCGUCAGGUAUUGCUAAUUCUACAACUUCAUCAAAUACUUUAGACAUUGAUACAGCACAACAAGGUGGUUCUUACAAUGCAUCGUCUCAAAUAAUCGCAUCACCAAACAACGCUGGUGUCACUUACGGCAACACCAGCACAAGUUCAGCAACGUACCAGUCUCAAAAAACGUCAUAUCAAGGAACUAAUGCAGCAUCAUCAAACAGUUACAAUGCGUACUCUUCAACUGGUGGACAAUCAGUCCAGUCAUCCUUCCCAACGGUUCCUGGUGGCAACACCAACAGCUAUACAACGACAACAUCAGUUUCGCAGUCUGGUUACAGUGGCUCUUAUCCUCAAUCGAACGCUUCGACCUUCAGUCAAGCCUCUCCGUCAGCGCCCUCAUCUACGGGCACAUCUGCGUACAAUCAAACUACUGCGUCUAACCAAGGAUACCAGUCAUCAAGUGGAUUUGUCCCGGCAACAACCGCUCAGUAUCAAGGACAGCAAUCAGCCAGUACUGGAGUUAACAGCAACACUGGCUAUCAGGCAUCAAACUAUCAGGGUACCUCUUCAUUCCAAUCCACUUCACAGGCCUAUCAACCGUCUGCUACAACAUUUACAUCUCCCAUGACUCAGGCGAAUAGCAGCGCCUAUCAAAAUACAGCGCACUCGGUUUAUGCAAGUGCCUAUGGCAAUUAUAACACUCAAUCACAAACGCCAUCGCACACUCACACAAAACUAAGUACUGCAUCUGGUAAAGAUUCCCAGUAUGACAACGUAACAACGAGCAGCAGCUCUUUAGCAACGACUACUGCACCAGCAUUAGGACUGUCCUCAACUUCUGUGAAUAGUUCGCAGACUAAAGUGUCAAGUUCAAAUGCUGUGCCAAAAAGUACAUCGAGUGGCAGCACGGGAACAGGGACAAGUGGAAGCAUUGCCGGAGCCAGCAGCGCGGGAGGAACUGCUAGUAGCAUGACUCCUAUGCUAAGUCAUCAGUAUAUUAUGAGUCAAGGUGUACCUUAUCCGACGUUUCAGCAGCCACUGUACAGUUACGAAGACUUGCAACUGAUGCAGCAGAGAUUACCCCACAUGCCAACUACUGGUUACUAUGACGCGGCACUGGGGUAUCAGACGACUGGUCCAGCAACAAGCCUCGGAGGUGGAAGGAGCGACGCAUUAUCGGGUGUUCAAGGAGUCCAAGGUGUCCAAGGAGUCCAAGGUGCCUACACCAGUAUAAGUGAUGGAAGAUUUGCGAGGAACGACAGCAACGCUUCACCAGUUCCAUCAACAAUGUCGCAACAGACUGCAACGCAACAUCAGCAACCAAUGAUGAAUCCGGCAUUGCCGCCCGGUUACGCUUAUUUUACUUAUGGAGGUAGUAUAAUGCCAGGAAGUUUUCAGUAUAGUGGACCUAUUUAUCCACAAAUGGCAACAGCGGGAAAUGCCGGCACGAACAGCGGUGCAUACAACGCUAAGCCUGGUAGCUACGGUUCUGGUUACGGUGGAGGUGCCAGCUACGAUACACUCACUAAUGCUGGGCCAACUGGUGACUACAAAGGCGCUGGUAGUGGAUAUACUGGAACUCAGACUGGUAAGACUGGUACUUCUACGGGCAACAAUAAUUCAGGAGCAUCAUCAGCCACUGAUAUUGGCGCAACGAUGUACGCCAAAAGUCACGUUGCUCUUAGCAAAGUAAAUUCAUAUGACAAACAGACUUUCCACUCGGCAACACCGCCGCCCUUUGGUUUGACUGGUAACCAGACUGCAGGAAUGCCUGGUGGUUAUGGUGCUCCGCACUUGUUUAUUUCAACAAUGCCACAUACACAGCAUCUUCAUCAGCCAUUGCAUCAGGACGGUGGCAGUAGCUCUGGACAAAGAUCUAAUACAAGCUCGCAAAAUAAAGCACAGGCUAAGCCCGGCUAUAGUUCAAACUACUGGACUGCUGGUAAUUAAAUGUUUUACACGAGAAGCAAAAAUUUAUUCUCGUGUCUUCCAUGUGCUUACUCAUGAGGAAGACGUAUUUAAAAAUUAGAGAAAUAGAGUUGGACGUUAACAGAUACAUAUACACAUAAUUGCGCGGAUAUGUACGCACGAAAUAAUAAAAAAACAAAAUUUUUUUAAAACUGAUAAAUAAAAAGUAAUUGAAAAAAAAAAAAAUUGAAAACGAGCUAACAUACGCCUUCGCCGCCCGCGAGAUACACAGACUCGAAUGAAUUCGCCUAUUCGACUUAAGUGAUACUUGUUUAUUAUCCGUCUUUUUAUUAUUAUAUUUAUGUUUAUUUCUUUCGUGUAUUGUAGAAAAUUUUGUAAAGUGAACAUAUAAACAUGUCGGUUGAUAUCAAUUAAUCAUCGGGAAUAAAUCAUUAAAAAAAGGAAAAAAACAAACAAAUUUAUUAUUUUUUUUUUUUUGAAUUGUCUGAUUUUUGUGUGGAAUUAUACUGCGAAAAAUUAAAAGUGCAAUCGCUAACACGUGACCAUGUGGUUAGCGGUAGUUGUAACUAGCCGUUGAUUCUCAUUAUUGAUGACUGAUAAAUAUUUAAAUUGAUGAGUGAGAGGGCGGCUACGGUAUUUUGACACGUGGGCUCUCGUACUGUAAAUUUGAAUCCUGCUACGCUGGAUAUUUAGAUAAAAUUUUCCUCGCUGUAGAUGACGAUUAUAAACAAAAUAUUUUUUACAUACUAGUAAAUACUUGUUUAGUAGUCGAUUUUUUUUCUAUAUGUAAAAUCAGAGUGACAAAUUAUUAAUCGAUAUAUGCACUGAUUGCACUUUAAUAAAAGAUGACACCAAAAAAAAGUAAAUUAAUUAAUCAAAAAAUUUUUACAAAAAAUCUUCCGUAGACUAUUCCAUUUUUUUUUCUUACGCAAAUUCUUCCUCGCCAAAUAAUGAUUACUUAAGCUUCUAUAUAUUAUGUUUAUUGUCCAUAUAACAAUUCUUAUAUAUACAUAUAUAUCUAAUAAAAAAAAGUAUAAUUAAUUUAUCUAUAGCGAUUUAUUAUAAAAGAUCCGUUGAUGAUAUCAUUUGUAUUGCUCUAUAUAAUGAAAUUACUGUUUAAUAUCUAUGAUUAAAUGUUUGAUAAUGCACGAGAGUUGUUAGUUAUUUCGCUUUAUUUAUUAAGUAUUAAUGGUAGUACGAAUAAUUAUUAUUUUUCUAACGAUUGAAACAGUGACCAAAGCAAGAGAAGAAAAAAUAAGGAUCGUAUAAAAUUUAUAAUGCGGAAUUAUCUGCUUGGCUUAUCGCGGAGAAAAUUUAAUGACGAAGCGUAUUAUUAUUUUUAUUAUCGGUGUCAUAUGACUCUGAAUAGUAUCGAGAGUCCUGUGUUUUAGUAAACGUAUUCAAUUUAUUUCUUCUGUAAUAAUUAAAUCAAAUUUAAUCGCUCGAUAAUUGUUAUCCUCGAGGGCGAAGGAUUAUGAGAGACAAUUUUGUUUCCUAACAAAUAAAGUAUAUAUAUAAAAACAAAAAAAAAAACAAAAAAUACAAAAAAAAGUAGCUCUUAUUAACUAAAAAAAAAAUAAGGAAAAGAAAUUUGUCUCAAUAAUAGAAAAUAGUAGAUUACACACCUAGGGAGGAGAGUAGGACAUUUCAGGCCGUGUAUAAUUGACUGCUCGAGCUGAAGAUGAAGGUGGCAACGACACGGAUUAGGACGUCCUACUUUUCUCUGGUGUAAAUCAAUUUUUCACUAGACCUGUACCUGAAAGUUUGAAUUUUUGCCUGUUUGUGAGAAGAAUGGCGCACGCGCUAAUUUUUAUCAUAAGUUUUUUCAAACGAAAAGAAUGAAUUUCUUUCUAAAAACAGGGCAGGAAUUUAAACUUCCGGUGCAGGUAUCAUGAAAAAUUAGUGUAUUACACACCUAGGGAGGGAAGUAGGACAUUCUAACCCGCGUUUUUAAUUACUACUUGAACCGAAGGCGUGAUUGGGAAGUCCUCUACUUCCUUCUGUGGUGUGAAUAAAAUUUUUCACCAGAUCUAUACCUGAAAGUUUAAAUUAUUAUUUCCCAAGCGGCACAAAAAAAGAUUGUUGAUAUUUUGUUACAUUUGUCAACAAUUGAUUGCAUGACGAAAAAUUGUCGCGCUAAAUUUGAAAAAAAGUCGACAAUUUUUUUGUGCCGCUUGGGUUUCCUCAUAAGAGAAAAGAAUGACUUUCUUCCCUCUAAACAGAACAGGAAUUUAAACUUCCGGCGCAGGUAUGGUGAAAAAAAUCUCUUCUUUUUUUUAUACAAUACAAUACAAAAAUGUAUAUGAGUAGAAAAUGAUGAAAUAUUAGUUUAUGGAGAAGAAUAUAAAAAAUUUAUAUUAAUAUUGACCAAGUCGUCUCAUCGGCACGUUCAACGAGGCUUAUUUAAAAGCAACUGUUUUGAUCUGGCUAGUUUGUUCAAUUGUAUAAGUAAACAAUACAGUAAGACUCCAUACUUACGUCCUCAGUAGACGGACAUUGAUAUAUAAUUAAUUAGUCACCAUCAAGACAAACCAAUAACGUCUACUAUGAUCCUGAUAGUGUUGGCAGCUUGGUAAUGUGCCCAUUUACCAACUCGUCAAGUAAAAUUAUCCGAUCUGUACUUAUUAUGUACAACGACAGCUCCAGCUUUUUAAAUCCCAUUCAUAUAUUAUACAUAUAUAAAUAUACAUAAAAAAAACACUUAAAUUUCACGCUCGCACGUAUAUACUAAAUUUACAAAUCAUGUUAAGUUGAAUCAUGAGCCAAUGUCAUGGAUGUAAAAUAUUCAUAAAAUUUGAAUUUAAAAAAAAAUUAAAUGAUGGAUAUAAAUUUUAAAGGAGAGAUCAUUUUUUCUUUUAGUUACAAGUAUUUUUUUUAAAUUAAGUUUAAUCAUAUAUAAUGUAAUAAUACGUGAUUGAUAAUUGACAGGCAGUAUGUAGUAAGUGUAAUGUACGAUGAAAAUAAAAAUAAUAUCGAAUUAAAAAGUGCAAGUUGAUUACAGUAAUACUUUUAAUAGGUACAACACGAAUAAGUAAUAUAAUAAUAAUAAUAUUAAUAAUAAUGAUAAUGAUAAUGAUAAUAAUUAAUACAUGAUAAUAGUAAGACUUAAAAAUCUGUUUGAUACUGAGACGGCGGAGGUUUGUUUCUCAUAAUGAUUGUCAUAACAUAACUUAAUAAUUUUUGUAUUUUUGUCAUAAAUUUAUCGAUCAAUUGAAAGUGCAAAAUGCAUUAUGCCACUACCGCUAACUAGUAUGUAUAUAUAUACAUAUAUAUGUGUAUGUAUAUAUUUACAUAUAUAUAUAAAUUUGAAUAUAUAUAUAAUAAAAUUAAUAAUACUAUUGUGUAUAAAUAUGAAUAUCUCGAAAUAAAUGUAUCAAUAAAAAAAAGUUAAUCAA